UCAGAGCGAAUAGAACACUAAAAACGGAACAAAACACCAAAAGAGAAAAUUCGAAAAAAUAACAAAUUAGAAACAACUAAAGUGAAUUACACAUCAACCAACAAGUCUAAUAAUACGAGUAAUAAUAACAGCAAUCAGAUUUCCAAAAUUAAAGCAAAACAAAUCAUUUCAUUUUAUUGUUGAUAUUAAUCAUUGGCAAUGAUAAAAACCCAUUAUAAAAACCACAAAUUCUGAAAUAGAAUUCAACAAAUACAAAAAGUGCUGCUAUAAAACGCACAGGAAAAAUAUAUAAAAUUUAUUUAAACGCAAAAUAUAGAGUGCUUGAAUUUUAAAAUAACAAAGUGACAAAACAAAGACAAUUCGUUGUUUAAACUAAACAAAAGUGCUUAAAAGCAAUGAGAACCCAUUCUCUAAGUGAAACUAAAGCCAUUUUAAGUGAUAUUUGAAAAAAAAAAAACUAAAACAUUUGUUACUUAUUAUCUGAAAAGCACUCUGCACAUUCAGGAAAUCCUUCAAAUUUAUUUAGAAGGAGCCAAACAGUGAUAUUCAGACAACUCCAAAAAAAAAAGACAGUGAACUUAUUUGACUUUUAGUCAAGUACCUUUUGUGGAUUGUUUGCUUGGCUAAGUCCUACUUCAAAAUAUUUUCCAAAAUAUUUGCCAACAUGAAACUAAAAAUGCUGCAUUGUUUGCGGUCCUCCAAACCCCCACAAAGUGAUAAGCAAAGAACAUCACAGGAGAUCGAACGCAAAUGUAGUGAAAUGCAUAAAAACUUUCGAGAAGAUGUCAAAAUUCUACUACUAGGCACUGCAGAAUCGGGCAAAACUACAAUUUUCAAACAAAUGAGAAUAUUACACAUCAAUGGCUACACAGAUGAUGAACGACGCGAUGAAAUACCUGAAAUAUAUCAAAAUAUUCAUGAGUCUAUAUAUCAACUAGUACAAUAUAUGUCCAUACUGGGUUUGGAGUACAAAUGUUGUACAAGUCAGCGAAGUGCCUCCUAUAUACUCUCGAUGGGAUGGGCAGCACCCGAAUAUAUGAAUGAGGAAUAUUGCGAUCAUGUCAUCACAUUGUGGAAUGAUUUCGGUAUAAGAACAUGCUAUGAACGUUCAAAUGAAUUUCCUCUUUCGGAUAGUACAAAAUAUUUUCUGGAUAAUUUUGAACGCAUCUCCCAGGAUAACUAUAUACCUACCACCGAGGAUAUUCUACACAGUCGUAAAGUUACAACCGGCAUUCAUAACAUCUCCUUCCGUGUGCCCAUACCAGACUAUUUGGGUGGCGGUGAACAAGUUUUCCAUAUGUGGGAUGUAGGCGGUCAACGUAAUCAGCGCAACAAAUGGAUACAAGUUUUCGAUGGCAUACAUGCGGUACUCUUCCUCAUCUCAUGCAGUGAUUUCGAUCAGUCACUACUAGAAGAUGCAUCCCAGAAUCGGCUGCAGGAGGCUUUAAAUCUUUUCCGUAGCGUUUGGCAAAAUCGUUUCUUGGCCGCUGCUGGUUUUAUUGUAUUCCUUAAUAAACAGGAUAUUAUGGAGCGUAAAAUUGCCUCAGGCAAACACAUUGUCGAUUAUUUCCCAGAAUUUGAGGAGUUCUGCAACAGUCCACAGGCGGAAAGUUGUUUCGAUGAAUGUGAUUGGACCAAGAAGUUUAUAAAACAAAAACUUAUUGAUAUCACUGAGGAGCCUGUCAAACGACCAUCUCGUAAUCUCAUCAACCAUCAGACGAAACGUGAAUGUUACUACCAUUUCACAGUGGCCACCGAUACCUGUUGCAUACGCAAGGUGUUCAAUGAUGUGCACCAGAUGAUAUUACAUGAUAAUUUGGCGCAAAUUGGACUUUUCUGAUGGAGCAAAUGGCUCAAACCUUUCAUAGACUGUGAUUUUUUAGCCAUUAAGUUGAUAAUUCUAAGAAAUGUCUACCUUUUUUAAGAUUUAUUACACAAAACCCCAUCAUCACCAUCUAGCAAACGAUUACAAUAAUUUUAAAGAUUUUACUACCUAAACUAAUCAUAUAGCUUGUAGAGAACUUAAUCGAAAUUUCAAAUUAAUACAAUAACAAUUUAUCUAUAGUUUUGUUUAACCUCGCGCUGUUCUGUUCGAUAACGAAAAGAUAUGCCAACAGCUAUUGUUCUUUCUAAACUGAAGAAUGAGAAAAAUUAUUUUUUUUUGGCUUUAUUACAAUGCCAAGCACGUAUUGUUGGCUGUUAUCGCAUGAUAUCGAUUACUAUCUAUAUAGCUCAUGCUUGAUUUUAACUCUAUCGUGUGCAAGUCAGAUGAUUGAAUAUAUCGAAUUUGCACUUGAUUUCCAUGUGCGAUUAUGUUAUACGGAAUAGUUAUAGAUAUCAUGCGACAAGGACCUAUAGCACCAGCUUUGUACUGGCAAUGGAGCCACAACUUCAAUUCGAGACCAAUAGGUUGUCGAAACAAUAUUUGCUGUGUUUUAUUUUAGUACUACACAAUUCAAAUGAUGAUUUAUAUGUUAUCAUUAUAUGUUGUCGCAUGAUGUACUAUCGGUUAUGAUUUAUCAAUUGUUAUUAUUUGUAAACGCACAUGAUGCACUCUCGGUUAUGAUUUUUCGGUUAUUAUUAUCUGUAAUCGCAUGAUGCACUAUCCUCCUUAUAUUCCAAGUUAAGCCAUUCGAUAAAUUUCCAGAUUAUCGAUAGUCAGUUUUAUUAAUUCUGUACAACUGUAUUCCAUAAUCCAUUUUCACCGUGUUUUCCUUCAAUUCUAUCAGUUUAUAUCAUAUGUACUGAAAAGAAUUCCUGUGGCAAGUUGUACUGAUUGGUUAUCGAUAUCAUGCGAUAUAAGAUAAUAAUAAACCAUAAAUCGUAAUUUUCACUGUAUGUUACAACAAUGAAA
Stomoxys calcitrans (stable fly) is the source of this 2854-nucleotide messenger RNA. RefSeq names its product guanine nucleotide-binding protein G(f) subunit alpha (gene Galphaf). Gene Ontology annotation, biological process: adenylate cyclase-modulating G protein-coupled receptor signaling pathway. Bases 665 to 1840 code for a protein of 391 amino acids. The record is from RefSeq and is a predicted model, not a curated record. The transcript has 5 exons. Gene Ontology annotation, molecular function: guanyl nucleotide binding; G-protein beta/gamma-subunit complex binding; GTPase activity. NCBI's taxonomy places the organism in Eukaryota, Metazoa, Arthropoda, Insecta, Diptera, Muscidae. Gene Ontology annotation, cellular component: heterotrimeric G-protein complex.